This is a messenger RNA of Pogoniulus pusillus (Red-fronted tinkerbird), 4107 nucleotides long. RefSeq names its product MYB binding protein 1a (gene MYBBP1A). Lineage: Eukaryota; Metazoa; Chordata; Aves; Piciformes; Lybiidae. The transcript has 27 exons. Bases 36 to 3986 code for a protein of 1316 amino acids. The record is from RefSeq and is a predicted model, not a curated record. Gene Ontology annotation, biological process: regulation of DNA-templated transcription. Gene Ontology annotation, molecular function: transcription factor binding; RNA binding; transcription corepressor activity. Gene Ontology annotation, cellular component: nucleolus.
GGGACGGCGGCGGCCCCACGUGCGGCAGCGGCGGCAUGGCGGAGCUGGAGGAGCAGGAGGGCCAGGUCGGGGCCGUGAUCGCCGACCCCCGCGGAGUGCUGCGGCAGGGCCGCGCCUUCCUCGACUUCUUCUGGGACAUCGCCAAGCCGGAGCAGGAGGUGCGGCUGGCGGCCACCGAGAACCUCCUGCGGCACUUGAGAGAGGGCAAGAAGGACGAUGAGCUGAAGUACGCCUUGAAGCGCCUUGUGGAAGGACUGGGAGCCACCCGUGAGGCCGCCCGGCCUGGCUUCAGCUUGGCCCUGGCGCAGGUCUUGCAGGCUUUUGAGGAGAUUCCAAUCUGCAGUGUCCUGGAAGAGAUAAAAGAAAAACACAAUCUGGAAAAAGUGAAGAAGAAACUUGUGAGAAAUGCUGCUUUUGGAAACUUUUUUGGAGUUAUGGCUCUGUUUCAGUCCGGCCGACUUGUUAAGGACAAAAAAGCCCUGCUGGAGAGCAUCCAGCUCCUCCAGCAGCUGGCAAAUCACCAGGCACACCUCAGAGAUCUCCCUCGCAAAACUCUUAUUGACAUCCUGUCUGAGGUUCCUGAAACUGUGUUUCAGGAGGUCCUGUUUGGCAUCUUGCAAAGUGACCUCGCUUCAGCCUUCACGUCUCCAGAGAACCUGCACCUUUUGCUUGUGGGCAUACAGAAAUUCCCUGGUGUUAUGAAACCUAAGAAUCUGAAGAAGCUGUUUGGCUCACCCACUGUUGUAAAUAGGGAAAAUAUUCCCAGACUUGUAGAGCUUCUGCAAAGUGCUGCCAAGGCUGAGAAGAAGGACAAGAAAUUGCCCGGUGUAGGGUUUGAUUUGCUCCAAGUUUCACUGAAGGAAGAUGCCUUUGAACUGUUCUGGAAAGAAGGUGUGGAGAAUGGGUUGUUGAAGGAGAAAUCAGGACCUGUGAGUUACAUGUGCUACCGGUUGCUGGGCCGUGCUCUGCCCUUCUUGUCUCUGGAUCAGCUGCAGAUGGUUCUGAAAGGGAAGGUGAUGCAGCACUAUGGAGAACAUGUGAUAAUAUCUCAGCUUCCAGAUCGAUUUAAGUUUGCUCCGGAGAUGGAAGGCUACGUCGAUGAAUUCCUGAGCAGCUGUGAUGACCUGGAGAGGCAGCUGGCAGUGAUCAUUGGCUUUUCUACUCUCACCAAUCAAGGCUACCCAGUGUUUUCCAGCUCUUCCAGAGUAAUCAAACACCUGCAGCCAGCAGCAUUGCAAAAAUACGUUGACUGGCUCAAAGAUAUGUUCCUCAGGCCAGACCUUGACUGUUGCUUGGACUUCUCAAGUAACCGGCAAAAACAGAACCAGCAAAGUGGAAACCUAGCACAGCGCAAGAUUGGUAGAUUGAGGAAAUGGAUCAUCCAGCGACUCGUUAACGUCGUGGAAUGUCCAACACAAAAAGAAGAGAGCCUUGUGAUGGACAUUUCCAGGUUUUGCUUCUUCCAUGCUUUCUUUAAGGCUAAGAAAAAAACUUCCCAGAUAUGUGAGGCAAAUGUUCUUCUAUCUGAGCCCCUGGAUGAACAGACUUAUUCAGCCAUAGAGAACUACUUCUUUGGAUUACUUCAGUCUUUAAACACCUUGACUGUUUUGGGGGAUACACCAAAGGCUGCAGCCCUGAGGGAGAAGCACAUCCAUGGAGUGACUGCAGAUGGGAAGCUGUGGAUCCUUCUCCUUGUUGAGUAUGCCAACAAGCUUCUCACCAGCGAACAUAUCAAACCUCUGCAGCCUUUUACCAAGGAACAGAAGGAUGUCUGGGAGAGAACGCUUCAGUCUGUGAGGAACCUGCAAAAGAAGGAGAAUAAAUCAGACAAUGCCAAAGUUGUUACUUUCCAGCAGCUUCUGCUUUUAAUGGCCAUUUAUCUUUUCAAGAACCAGUCUGAAACAGUAGAUGUGCUGAGUGACCUCCUGGACUGCACAGAGAGGGCAUUCAGCAAAGAACCUAAGAAGAAGAAAACUGAAAAUGCAGAGCCAGGAUGGGUUGAGGUGAUGGUGGAAAUCCUCCUCUCUCUCCUUGCCCAGCCCAGCCUGCUCAUACGGCGGAUUUCCAAGAGCAUGUUUGCACAAAUCUGCCCUAACCUGACCAAGAGGGGGCUGCAGCUGAUCCUGGAUGUCCUUGAUCCAGAGCAAGAGCAAGAUGAAGAAAGUGCUGUUGUUGUGAUGGAAGAAUCAAAAAAGAAGAUGAAAUCUGCCCAGGACAUGGACGAGGAUGGAAGCGAGGACUCUUCAGAAGAAAGUGACACUGAGGAGGAGAAUGACAGUGAAGAGGAGGAAAAGAACGAAGAAGUUGAUGAUAAUUUUCGCAGUCAGCUGAUGAAUGUUCUCCAGGCAGGCAAUGCAAUGGGAGGAGAUGAGAGUGAUGAAGAGCUGGAUGACGAGGCUAUGAUGGCUCUUGACAAGAACAUCUCAGCCCUUUUUGCAGAGCAGCAGAAGCGGAUCCAGGCGAAGAAGGAUGAGAAAGAGAAGAUGCGGAAAGAGAAGAUCCUGCGGAGGGAUUUCAAGAUCAAGGUGCUGGAUCUGAUCGAAGUGUUUCUGGCUAAGCAGUCAGAGAACCCUUUGGUGUUUGAUGUCAUUGAGCCCCUGCUUCGGGUGAUUGAACAUUGCAUGACCUCAGACUCUGACAAGCAGGAGGUUGACUUCCUUCAGAAAACAGCCAACAUCUUCAUGAACUCCUUGUGCCGACCUAAGCAGUACUGCAGGAAAGUGGAUGCCCUGCAAGAAGAUCUGCAUGCCUUUGUGGAGAGGCUUGUGGAGAAAGCCUGGAAGCUCACUGACACCUCAGUGGCUCUCUAUUAUUUCAGUGCCUCAUUAUACCUGCUCAGAGUGUUGAAAGGGAACACAUCUGAUAAGUCAUCAUCUCCUCCCCCUCUGCCGGGGAAACAGAACAACUCCAUCCCUCAGGCUUGCCAGCUCCUGAGCACAGGGUGUUUGAAUAUGGAGAGGGUGACUGCGAUAUACCAGCGGGCACUGACACACUUCUUCACCAAGCGCAAGAGUGCCCUCACAGGGGCCAUGUUCCAUGAUCUCUUCAGGCGCUUCCCGAUCAUGUGUAAGCCAUUAGUAGAUACUCUUGUCAAGUCUAUCACAGCGGCAACCAGGCAACAUCAGCAGGCCCAGGCCUGUUUGCUUCUCCAGAAGGUUCUGCAACUCCGUGAACUGAAGCUCUUUGUGACAGAAGAGGAGUGGGAGGAAUUGAUCAGAGAAAGCAUCAGACAGGUGACACAGAGUUUGAAAAUGGUUGACAAGUGUGCCCUGAAAGCUGAGAAAGAGAAAGUUGCCAACUGCUUGGAGCUGUUGAACUUCCUCCUCAAAACUGUGACGGAGCAGAAGCUGCGAGUGAAGUUGGCAGAGCUGGACAAAGUGCUGGUGGCUCUGAACCAGGCAGAGGGCAUCGGGAGCUCGGCACGUCUCGACUCUCUCUACUGGAACGUGAUGCGCUGGCUGAAUUACACGAAGCCCAAGAAAGAGAAGACAGCCAGCAAGGCUGUGCAGGAAGGGGAGUCGCUGAAGCGGAAGAAGAAAGGCUUCCUACCAGAGACCAAGAAACGCAAGAAUCGCAAGAAGGCCCCCCAGGAGAAUGGGGUAGCAGCAGCUGCUCGUGAAGAUGGAGAACCAGCAGCCCUACAAGAGCAGCCCCUGCCAGCAGAAACCCCCAAGCAGAAGAAGGGCCUCGUGCCUGGUGGUGGCAAACACAAGAAGCAGAACAGAGGGGUCAAGGAGAAUGGAGUGGCAACGCCGGGCAGUGGGGAGGAAGUUGUUAAUGGAGGAGAUGCUGUGACUGACAAGAAGAAGAAGAAGAAGAAAAAGAAGAAGAUGAACAGAAAAAGAAAAGGGGAUGCAGACAAUGAAGCUGAGCAAGUUCCAGCUGCAAAGAAAACCAAGGGGAGUGUCAGCCAGGAAACCCAGCAGAAGCAAGGCAAAGCCAAGAAGAAAAGACGAGAGAAAAGCCCUGCAGUGGCACAAGGUUAAGCUCCGUGGACUCACCUAGGCCUGCCAUGGCUCAGGGGACUCUUUCAGUAUUUUUUAUAACUACAGUUUUUAUGUUCCCCAUGACUUUAAAUAAACCUUCCAUGAUGCUGAGCUCUCCCAA